This is a messenger RNA of Argiope bruennichi, 1438 nucleotides long. RefSeq names its product UDP-N-acetylglucosamine--dolichyl-phosphate N-acetylglucosaminephosphotransferase-like (gene Alg7). Gene Ontology annotation, molecular function: UDP-N-acetylglucosamine-dolichyl-phosphate N-acetylglucosaminephosphotransferase activity. The coding region runs from base 76 to 1347 and encodes 423 amino acids. Gene Ontology annotation, biological process: protein N-linked glycosylation; dolichol-linked oligosaccharide biosynthetic process. NCBI's taxonomy places the organism in Eukaryota, Metazoa, Arthropoda, Arachnida, Araneae, Araneidae. The record is from RefSeq and is a predicted model, not a curated record. Gene Ontology annotation, cellular component: membrane. The transcript is spliced from 8 exons.
UUUGGACUUGGCCCUUUUGAAAUCUGUACACACAGUCGUGUUAAAAUGUGAUUUGGCACCAUAAAACUAUAAUCGAUGUCCAUUUCAAAAGAACAGAAUAUUUCUGUUUUCUUGAAACAGUACAGCUUUAGAAUGGAUGUCAAAUUAACUUUGAUUGUUAAUGUUUUGUUGUCCAUAUUAGGAUGUAUGAUAACUUUCCGCGUCAUCCCCCGGUUUAAAGACAUGUUUUUGAAAGCUAAUCUUUACGGAAUUGAUAUGGGGAAAAGGAAUAGUAUUAAAAUACCUGAAGCAAUGGGAGUUGUUUGUGGAUCUGUAUUUUUGAUUAUAAUGUUCCUAUUCAUUCCAGUUCCUUUUAUUCAGUAUUGGACAACAAAUUCUGGAGCACCUUUCCCACAUCAUCAGUUUGUUGAAUUAGUUGCUGCAUUGUUAUCCAUCUGCUGCAUGUUGUUCUUGGGGUUUGCUGAUGAUGUUUUAGAUUUGAAAUGGCGUCACAAACUAUUACUUCCAACAAUGGCUUCUUUGCCACUUCUUAUGGUGUAUUAUGUUACAUAUAAUGGAACCACUGUUAUAAUACCUAAGCCAUUCAGAUACUUUCUAGGCAAUGAUGUAUGGUUAGGUCCAUUGUAUUAUGUGUAUAUGGGCAUGUUGGCUGUUUUUUGCACUAAUGCAAUCAACAUUUAUUCUGGCAUAAAUGGUUUGGAAGUUGGACAAGCCGCUGUAAUUGGUGCAUCAAUUGUGAUUUUCAACAUUAUUGAGCUUUUUGGAGAAUGUUGGAAUGCUCAUCUUUUCUCAUUAUACUUUAUGCCUCCAUUUCUUUCCACAACUGUUGCUUUACUUUAUUACAAUUGGUAUCCAGCAGCUGUUUUUGUUGGAGACACUUUCUGUUAUUUUGCUGGAAUGACAUUUGCUGUGGUUGGUAUUUUAGGCCAUUUCAGCAAAACAAUGUUGUUAUUUUUCUUGCCACAAGUUAUAAAUUUUCUGUUUUCUUGUCCACAACUUUUUCAUUUCAUACCUUGUCCACGGCAUCGACUUCCAAGGUUUAAUAGGGCACAAAAUGUCUUGGAGCCUAGCACUGUGAUAUUUAGGGAAGCUUCUUUAUCUCCUCUUGGUCGUUUAUCAUUAUUUGUUGCAAGAACAUUUCGACUUGUUCAUAUUAAAGAAGAUGUUAGAGAUGGUGAAGUGUAUUCUGAAUGCACAAAUUUCACACUUAUUAAUUUCAUGUUGAAGGUUUUGGGUCCAACUCAUGAGAGAACACUUACUAUUUAUUUAUUGACUAUGCAGGCCCUUUGUAGUUGUGUUGCAUUUUGCAUCAGAUAUGGUCUCUCCAGAGUGUUUUAUGAUUCAUGAUAAUUUAUUCUUUUUGAAUAAUGUACAUAAAAAUAUAUUUAUACUCAGAAAAUCUAUGUAUUGAUAUCAAAUACUCUAAUGUAAAAUCAUU